Messenger RNA from Penicillium maclennaniae, 2286 nucleotides. RefSeq names its product cytochrome c oxidase assembly protein. Gene Ontology annotation, cellular component: mitochondrial inner membrane. Gene Ontology annotation, molecular function: copper ion binding. The record is from RefSeq and is a predicted model, not a curated record. NCBI's taxonomy places the organism in Eukaryota, Fungi, Ascomycota, Eurotiomycetes, Eurotiales, Aspergillaceae. Bases 1 to 2286 code for a protein of 761 amino acids. The transcript has 7 exons.
AUGGAUCUCCGGUUGAGUCUCCGUGACAGGCAUUCUAGAGCCCGCCUGUUGAAGCCAAUCCUUCGCGCUUAUGCUCUAGGGUAUUGUUCUGCCGUCACCCCAAAGCUGGUCACAUAUGCACGACAUUUUGCACGCAGAGACUGGUCACCAAAACAGAAGCUUCGCGAGGUACGUUGGAGGCGUCGCGCCUACACUUUUGUGCUGGGCGCGAUGUGUGAUGUCACGACCCCUCGUGGCCAGAAUAAACCCGUUGGGUGGUUGCUCAAAAUAGUGCACGCUGACUCCCAAACCCUACAGUUGGCUCAGGUUCUAGCCGGGCCUCUGCGCAUCAACACCUUCCCAACGUUCUGUGCCGCCCUGGUUGGUGGUUCAACUUUGCUCCCGGUGUUGUUGUAUCGGAUAUUCGCAUCCAUAGCCGGCUCUUCCAAAGGUGACAUCCAAAAAUCCCAGACUCUCCGCCGUCUGAUUCGAUUCAUCACUGCCUUCUUCUCAGCAUGGUUUAGUUUUGAGCUUCUAAACAAAAAACCUACCCUUUCAUGGGACAGUCAAUCAAAAGGGAUCUUUUCGGAUCAAGAACCCAAGAACGAUGCUGCCAAUCCACUCGAACACCCGCGUCCGGAGUUGGCCGGGAGGACGAUGGAUCUGACGCUGUUUACAGCGACGAGGGCAGUGGAUGUAAUAGCGUGCCUAGCAUGGAAUCGAUGGCAUCGCCGACGCACGGCUCAGGGUCGCUGGACCCUCGUUGAGUCGCUAGCUCCAGGUCUAGCAGAUGCAGGGGUCUUUGCCAUGAGCGCGGCCGUGGUCAUGUGGGCGUGGUUCUAUGAGCCGGAGAGGUUACCCCGAACUUACGAAAAGUGGAUCGGAGAGGUAGCCAAGGUGGACUCGCGCUUAAUCGAAGCCCUUCGCCGGGCUCGCCGAGGAGUCUUUAUAUACGGCAAAGAUACGGGCCAAGCACCCCUUCUCGAAGCUAUGUGCAGGGACUAUGGCUGGCCCGAGGAAUGGGGUGAUCCUGCCAAAACCGCACCCAUUCCAUGCGAGAUGGUGCACAUGGGCUGUGGCCCUAAUUGCGAAAAACACGCACUGUACCGCUUUGCCAGGACCUUCAAGUUUGCUUGUGCAACCUACAUCCCAUUACAGGUUGUCCUGCGCCUACGAGGAAUGAAGAAUCUCGCUGGUCUUCGCCGCGCAAUCUCUGAAGGCGCCCGGUCAUCUGCAUUCCUCGCUUCUUUCGUGAGCCUGUUCUAUUACGCUGUGUGUCUCGCCCGGACGCGCCUGGGGCCCCGGGUCUUGGAUCGGAAGACGGUCACUCCGCUGAUGUGGGAUUCCGGUCUCUGUGUCGGAGCGGGAUGUCUCAUGUGUGGAUGGAGUGUAUUGGUAGAGAAAUCGCGGAAAAGACAGGAGCUGGCGCUAUUUGUGGCACCCCGAGCUGCGGCAACGGUUUUGCCACGUCUGUAUAACAAAAAGUAUCAAUACCGCGAGCGUAUUGCUUUCGCUGCCAGUGCCGCCGUUCUUCUCACUUGCCUUCGCGAAGAACCGAGGCUGGUACGAGGUGUCUUUGGCCGCAUUUCCAACAGCAACAUUGUGCCAAGACCAACUUGCAUGCGGAAAGGUAUCUUUGAAGCUGAGAAGAGGUUCUUCUCGAAAAACGCAUUCCUGCACGAGAAGCGUCAUGCAUCCUCGGCGCCGUUCAAUACGCCGCAAUCGCAGCAGCGCAACACAUCUACUAUGUACUAUACCAUCAGUAUGAUCCUCGGAACUGUCGCUCUUGCUUACGGCUCUGUUCCGUUGUACAAAAUGAUUUGCCAACAGACCGGCUGGGGUGGCCAGCCCAUCCUCACCCACCGCAACGGCGACGGCGACACCGCUGCGCGCGUGACCCCAGUGACAGACUCCCGACGCCUUCGUAUCACCUUCAACGGCUCAGUCUCCGAUGUUCUGCCAUGGAAGUUCACCCCACAGCAGCGCGAGGUGCGGGUCCUGCCGGGCGAGACGGCACUGGCAUUCUACACCGCGACCAACAAAAGCAACUCUGACAUUAUUGGGGUUGCGACGUACAGUGUGACACCGGGACAGGUGGCGCCAUACUUUAGCAAAAUUCAAUGCUUCUGCUUUGAAGAGCAGAAGCUGAACGCGGGUGAAUCGGUUGAUAUGCCUGUGUUCUUCUUCAUUGAUCCCGAUUUUGCUACGGAUCCGACUAUGCAGGGUAUUGAUACGAUCACGCUUUCUUAUACUUUCUUUAAGGCGAAAUACGACGACAACGGGGUCUUGAAGCCCAUUCCCCAAUGA